AAGAAAAUCAAAAAGUCAAGUAGAAGGUGUUUUUAGGACGUACAUGCAAUGGACAAAGGAAAUGGAUAAUAUUUUAGCUAUUUCACUGUAUGACUCUUUAUCUCAAGGCCUCAAAACUGAUAAAGAUUGGAAGCCUCAAGCUUACCAAGCAGCUGUGGAUUAUCUUGCGAAAUCAUUGAGCGUUAAUGUAACCAAGGAGCAAGUCAAGAAUAAAGUAAGACAAUGGCGAAAACAUUUCUCUAUUAUUAGUGAAAUCAAAAGCCAUCAAAGUGGGUUUCCAUGGGAUGAAGAAAAGAAGAUGAUUGUUAUAACAGCAGAUAAUAUGUCAGCAUGGAAAGACUAUGUUCAGGAGAAUGGAAAGGCAAAUGUAUAUGCAAAUAGACCUAUAGAAAGGUGGGAUGAUAUUGUUAUGUUGUGUGGGACAGAUAGAGCAACCGGUGAAGGUGCUGAAACAUUUGAAGAUGCUGAUGAAGCAAUGGUGGGAGAGGAUGAAAAUGAUGUAGAGUACCCAAUACCACCUGCUGCCCCACCAACACAGCCUUCCACAUCAUCUACGAUAGAGUCCCAUCAAAAGAAACGGAGGAAAGAUCCAUUGGUUGCUAUUGUUGGUGACAUUGCUUCAUCACUCAAGGAGUACAUGAACUUGAAAAAGAAACCAAGUGGUCAAGAGAUAUAUGAAGUGGUAUCAACAGUUUUGGGUCUUUCUCAACAAGAAAUAUUCAAGGCAGUCCAAUUGUUAUUAAAUGGUGAUCCUGAGCAAUUUUAUUUGCUAAAAUCACUUCCUGAUGACAAGAAAUAUGAUUGGUUGGCUUUCCUUUUAAGUUCAGUUAAAAAUUUCAGCAUUGAUUAUGGCCCACUCUCUGUCCUAUAAGAAUAAGACUUUUCCUUCCACCCAACCACUCGACUGAGGAAGAAGCACUCCCACAAAGCAAGGUAUUUCUUACUCGCAAGAAUGACUUCAGGUCUUCCACCAAAAAACAGAUUGACUUCAGGUCUUUCACCCAAGAAAAAAGAAUGACUUUA
Molecule: messenger RNA, 1023 nt
Organism: Rubroshorea leprosula
Lineage: Eukaryota; Viridiplantae; Streptophyta; Magnoliopsida; Malvales; Dipterocarpaceae
Source: the annotation of a GenBank genome assembly